Messenger RNA from Phragmites australis (common reed), 802 nucleotides. RefSeq lists its product as uncharacterized. NCBI's taxonomy places the organism in Eukaryota, Viridiplantae, Streptophyta, Magnoliopsida, Poales, Poaceae. Gene Ontology annotation, cellular component: mitochondrion. The transcript has 4 exons. The record is from RefSeq and is a predicted model, not a curated record. The coding region runs from base 104 to 448 and encodes 114 amino acids.
GAACCCUUGCUCCUCAAUUUUUUCCUUGGCCAAACUAUCCCAAAACCCAGAUCCCCCUCUCGCACUUACCUGCCUUCCCUCGUCUGCUCAGCACCCCAAGAUAAUGGCGGCCUCACCCGUGGUCAUUAGAUCUAGGGUUUUAGCCCGCGCCGUCUCCUCCUCCAUCCGCCGCAGCCUCCUCGGCGCGCACCACCACUCUCCUCCCUCUCUCCUUGCCGCAUCUCCCCGCCCGUCCGCCGUCCACAGGUUACCUUCAGUGUGCGGGGGCUUGCUGUCCCUGAUGCCGCUGCACAGCGCCGUCGCAUCGGCGCGGCUCCGGUCGGCGAUCUCGCCCGAGUCCCAGAGCUGGGGCGUCGUCCCCCAAGAUCUGUGCAUGUUGUUUGUCAUAGAAAUGGAUGCUGGUAUGACUUCCAUAUCAAAACAUGUACUGUACGAUGUAUUAUGUUAGUAUUUAGUUUGUGUUAAGAGAAGGAAACUCUAUGCCUUUAUGACAGCGUAGUUUUGCCCUUCCCAUUGUAUCUCUGGACUCAGUUCAGAAGUUUUUCGAAACUCUGAUGUUUUUGUCUCAAGAUACGGACUAGCUCACAAGUAGCCUUGAAACUAUUUAAACAUUACAAGCCAUGUUCUUUUUUGUUGUGAGAAAAAAGACAUGGCUUUUUGGUGGUUGCAUCUCAGGUGCUUCAGGCUCAUGUUAUGGUUUAUGUUGUCUAUGCUCGAUAAAUGUAUGAGACGUAGCGUUUGUGAGUUAAAUGCAGCUCUGCAAGCACGGUAUGCACAAUUUUGAUGGCCGUGAUUGGGAUUC